AUGAAACAAGAUCUAGUCAAUGAUGGAUUUCACAGAAAAAUGGUAUACGGCAUUACUAUAAUUGCCUCUUUCCGUGAUCAUCUACCAAGUUUGUGGCCAUACAAAGAUUGCUAUAUAUCACUUCACCAACCGCUACCAGCUGGUAUUUAUGCCAACCCAGAUGAACUAGAUGAUCUAAACAGAUCUCACAGAUUAUAUGCAGUAACUAAAAAGACCAAUGUCGAAUUGCCUACACAUCUUGCUGAGCCUAAUACGGCAUACGUCUUUCAAAAGAUAGAAGGUGCUUGGUUCGAAACAUGGCUACCGCUGCAUGCUAGGUAUCAUAAAGCCAAUUGGUUUGGUGGAUAUGUGGUAAACGAAAUAGAAAAACCCCAGAUGUACAUGCGCUGUCCAGAUCAUCAGUUGGAACAUUGCAUGAAUCCAAUGGUUCCCUACAAGUUUUUAUGUACAAUACAUUCCGAUGAGAAGUGCAUCUGGAAGAAAAUACCUUUUGUUGUUAGUACCAAAUCUCCUGUUUCAUGGCAGACACCCAUAGGAGAUCUUAACCAUUACUAUCCAGUAGCCAUAGUCACCACUACGGUCGUCAUCAUUGGCUCUAUAUAUCUAGUGUUCUCUAUAAAUAAAGCCAAAUGUUAUAUGUUAGACUAUGACUAUACAGACUGA
Molecule: messenger RNA, 663 nt
Organism: Arctia plantaginis
Lineage: Eukaryota; Metazoa; Arthropoda; Insecta; Lepidoptera; Erebidae
Source: the annotation of a GenBank genome assembly